Molecule: messenger RNA, 1494 nt
Organism: Pseudocercospora fijiensis CIRAD86
Lineage: Eukaryota; Fungi; Ascomycota; Dothideomycetes; Mycosphaerellales; Mycosphaerellaceae
Exons: 5
Coding region: 1-1494 (497 amino acids)
Biological process (GO): transmembrane transport; carbohydrate transport
Cellular component (GO): membrane
Molecular function (GO): carbohydrate:proton symporter activity
Source: RefSeq, a predicted model, not a curated record
AUGCAGCUCAAGUAUCGAAACGCCUGGCUUUUCAGCGCUUUUGCCGCUCUCGGAGCAUGUAUCUAUGGUUAUGAUGGGGUGUACUUCAAUGGAGUUACUGCGCUGGAUGUCUUCAUUCGCCAUUUCGGCUCCCAUAGGAGGGAUGGUUCUUACGCGAUAUCACCAUCGCAACUCUCGACCAUGACUUCGAUGAUCAACCUCGGCGAGCUCGUUGGCUCGCUAAUGGCAGCACCGCUCAACGAGCGAUUCGGCAGGAGGCCUGUAUUCGUGAUUGCGGCAGUUGUACUCGUAAUCGGGAUAGUGAUGCAGCUGGCUGCAACUUCUAGUGUCGCACUGAUUACAUCUGGUCGAGCUGUUAUGGGGUGGGGUGUUGGAGCCUUCUCUGCGACAUCUCCGAUGUAUAUGGCUGAAGUGGCGCCGACUGCGAUACGUGGCCCUCUGCUCAUGUGUUGGCAGCUGACCUUGUCAGUCUCACAGAUUCUCGCCGCCGUGAUUAACAAAGGCGUUGCGGAUAAUAGCACAACGCUGGCCUACCGGUUACCGAUUGGGUUCCAAUUGAUCUUUCCAGCACUCGUACUCGCUCUCGUCUGGUUUGUGCCAGAGUCUCCACGAUGGCUCUUGCGAAUUGGUCGUGACCAGAAAGCCGAAGGAGCACUGGUUCACAUACACGGCGAGGACAGAUCGUAUAGUCCGCAAAGCGAUUUGACGCAGAUACAAGAAGUUCUUCGAGAGGAGGCCGAGUUGUCCGCAGAGUCAUCUUGGAUAUCCUUGAUUACCGAUCCGAUCGAAAGGCGCAAACUCAUUUUUUCAGCCGGUGCUUUGGUGGCCCAGCAGAUCAAUGGCAUUCAAUGGUUCUACUAUUUUGGCACGGUGUUCUCCAAGGCCAUCGGACUAAAAGAUCCAUUCUUGAUGACAAUAAUUGUCUUCACUAUCCAAGUCGUCACAGUGUUUGCAGCCGUUUUGUGCGCCAACAGGAUUCCAAGGAGGCCUUUGUUGCUCUCGACCACUAUAAUGAUGACCAUUUCCAUCUUCAUAGUCGGCGGACUCGGAAUACCGGGUGGAGAGGUCAGCCGAACAUUCGGCAAGGUGAUUAUUUCUUUUGUGAUUAUCGAGAUCACAGCUUUCAAUUUCGCCUGGGGACCUUUGGGAUGGACAAUCGCUUCUGAAAUGGCCGUUGGUCGUAAUCGAGCCAAGAUUUACGCCGUUGCCGUGGGCGCAUUCUGGGUGACGGUGUGGGCAACUGUGUUCACCCUGCCGUAUUUGUACUACUCGGCUGAUCUUGGACCCAAGACUGGUUUUGUGUACACUGGACUUUGCUUCAUCACGCUGGCAUACGUCUAUUUUUGCGUUGGUGAAGUUACCGGGCGGAGCAUGGAAGAUAUCGAGUACUUUUUCGCACAAAACAUUCCUGCGAAACGAUGGAAAGAUCAACCAAGGAAUGAAUGGGUCGAGCCGACAGUAGAGCUCAAAAUCGUCGAAACAGGCAAGCAAUGA